Molecule: messenger RNA, 3918 nt
Organism: Pomacea canaliculata
Lineage: Eukaryota; Metazoa; Mollusca; Gastropoda; Architaenioglossa; Ampullariidae
Product: pleckstrin homology domain-containing family G member 5-like
Exons: 13
Coding region: 1-2433 (810 amino acids)
Biological process (GO): Rho protein signal transduction; endothelial cell migration
Cellular component (GO): endocytic vesicle; plasma membrane; axon
Molecular function (GO): guanyl-nucleotide exchange factor activity
Source: RefSeq, a predicted model, not a curated record
AUGCUAGUGGACAACAUGGACACGUCCAGAUGGCGCUACAGCCUGCCCCUCGAGCGGUCCAGCCUCACGUCAAGCGUCUUCUACGUUGGAGAAACGCAGGAUCGCGAAAAGCACGAGCAGCUUCACGAGAUUCUGUGUGGAUACAGCAGCAAUGGAUUGCCCCCUAUGCCGGAGCUCCUGUCCCUGGGGCGACCCAAGUUCGACGAGUCGUUGUUUCAGACGGAGGCUCACUGGAGCAGCGUGGUGGACAACGCAUCCACCCUGACAAAACGGCAACAUGAUCAGCAGGAAGCCAUCUGGGAGCUUCUGCAAACAGAGCUGUCAUACAUCAGUGUUUCAAACUGUCUUCUUAACAUACAGCAAGAGGCUUUGCUCAAUGAGAUUGAGACUGAGCGCCUGUUCAGUAACAUUGACCAGGUCUUGAUAUGUAAUUGUCGGCUGUGGCAAGAUAGCCUCAUCAACAUUCUAGAAGAUGCCAGGAGGAACAGACACCCUCUGAAUCCCUCCCUCUUAAAGCCUGCUUUUCUCAGUGAGUUCAAAAAACUGAUUGGACCUUACACGAAAUACUGCAUGGAGCAGAAACAAUGUACUGAGUAUAUGAAGUCACGCCAUACAGAAAAUGAUCUCUUCAAGAUGUUUGUCUUGUGGGCUGAAACACAAAAGCAGUGCAAUCGGCUGAAGUUGACAGACCUCCUUGUAAAACCCGUACAACGCAUCACAAAGUAUUCCCUCCUGCUUCAAGCUAUUCUUAGAAAAACAGAAGAUGACAGACAGCGACGAGAUCUUCUAGAAAUGAUUGCCAGUGUCGAUGAAUGUGUGAUCAGCAUCAAUUCCAAGAUGCAGUAUCAGCUAGACAUGGAACGACUGGAAGCAAUCAUGACCAAAAUAGAGCCCUAUGACUGUGUGGAGCCUCCCAGUGAAGAAUGUGUUAAAAUAAUACAGGAAUACAACAGUAAGUUCAACCUCAUGACACCCAUGGCUGGACUACAAGUUCCUCAAACACGCUCCCUUCUUAUGCAUUCGAAUCUUCGCCUGAAGGAAUCUCAGUCAAAGACUGAUGUGGACUGUUUCCUCUUCACCGACCUGAUCCUGGUGUGCAAGUCAAACAAGCGAAUGGACAAGUAUAAAAUUUUCCGCCCACCCAUGCGCUUAGAUCAGAUUGUUGUCUCAGACCUGAAGGACAGAGGAAGUUUUCUUCUGAUCUAUAUGAAUGAAUAUGAUGUGCCUGUGGCCGCCUAUACAUUCCAUGGUGAUCAAACUGCUGUCAGACUGUGGCUAGAGAAGAUACGGGAUGCUCAGGCUGAAUAUAAUGAACGGAAGAUGGAAGAUCACAGGCUGCAUGUCUCUCGACUCAGCCGUAGUCGAGAAGAAGCAAAGAACAAUUCCUCACCUGGAACAACACCCCUGAACAUGAAAUACCACCCAGUAGCUGAUCUGCCAUCCAUACCACGCUCUGCAAGUAUGGACUCAACUGAGGGACAGUUUCUUCCAAACAUUCUACCUGCAAAGACAUCAGAUGGAUCAUUACCUUCCAAUGGGAUCCUUAGUCCUCAGGCUCUGGAGCGUGUGAGUUCAUGUAGUGAAAUCUCAUCUCGAGGAGCUUCCAGGACCCAUGUUUUGAGUCAGGAAAGGCACGCUUCAUCGUCUCCUGAGUACUCCCCAACAAACGAGCGUAAACAUAAACCUGUGAAGGCCAGCCAGUCUGUGCCUAACAUCCAUGGGAGUCAACUCAUGCAGGCAGGGACUGAAGACUGUUAUGAUGAAGAGGGGGAUAAUCGUGGUAUGACUGUUGAUGAUAUGAGUGUCAUCACUUCAGUUGGAUCCCUGUCUCUUUCACCGUCGUGUCUGAUGGAGCAAAGCUCAUUUGACAGUGACUUCAAUAGCUGUUUGAACAAACCCAACCAGAGGCGGGUUUCGCGCAGUGAAAAACGAUAUUAUACAGCCGACUCCAUUCAGGAGCUGAGACAGGAGAAAGACAAUAGCAUCCACAAAAGGCUUUCAUGGCAGAAUGAAAAUCAGUUAGAGGAAAGACUACGUAGAAAAGUUUUGAGCUCAGAUUCUGUGCACAGCAUGCCUAGCUCCUCUGGGGUCAGUUCUGCAGGCUCGCUGCACCUUAACCCUGAGAGUGACAUCAGUGAAGAGACAGAAAGUCAAAAGACUGGGCGGUCAUUGUCGUCUGUUGACAGCAGCCUUGAAACUGACACUAAUAACUCUGUGGCAAAUUCAGACCCAGAGAGCAGCCGUUGCAGAGCAAAGUCGUCAUCUGAUAUUGCAGAGCUUAUCAGCUCGUUGAAGACCGGUGAACGAGAAGAUGGCAUUUCCUCUGUUAACCUGCCAGUCCAUGGUCAUUCGAAGAGGUUCUCACAUUCACAGCUGCUCAUCAUGAAAAAACAUCUACUUCUUGAUGCAAGCGUGGAGGCUUCGGAGGUAUAAAAAUAUGAGGAACAGCCAUAAAACCAAGUUCAGUCAUUCAGCGUUUGAGAGAAACUGCAGCAUUGUCAGCUGCCACGAUGUAUGCAGGGAUGUGUUGUCCAGUGCUGCAUCAGAAAAGUCAAUCCACGUGUCACGGAGAUAUCAGACACUGUAACAGAUUGGGAGGUGCUGAGAACUCAGAUGUCAUGAUGCUGUCAGACACUAACAGAUUGGAAGGUGCUGAGAACUCAGGUGAAGUGGAGCAGCACUGCUACCUCAGUUCUGCAUGUCUUACAAUGUCGGGGCUUUUUCUGUGCCUUUGCAUGGUAGGAUAUUUUGCCCUGCCAGCAUCCAGGCUGACAUGUGCUGCUGCCUGUCUUUUCAUGUCACAGAGUGCACUAAAGACCAAUGGGACCAAGUAACAAAGACUUGACUGCCUAAUGAAUAAGGCUGUGUGAGAAUACCCGAACUCUUCAACAGUCAACAGAUUGUGUUGCUUAUUACUGUCAUUGCUUUAUGUCAAGGAACCACAUAAUCAUAAUGCGACUGAAGCUAAGAUGCGUGAACUACAAGGAGUGUGUUCAUAUUGUGCAGGAUGAUUCAAAUCACAGUUCACAAGCACCCCUUUUAUUUAUGCUCCUGACGAGCGUGAAGAAUGCAGAAUCUAUUUGAAAAAGUGUCUCUGCAAUUAGCUGUCACCAAUGUUGCACAUAAAGAAUUGUGACUGUGUAUCUCUGUAAAGGUGUGAAGGUGCUGCAGUGCAUAGGGGAAGCUAUGGUGAUGCUUUCUUAUUAGGAUUAAAGGGCAUUUAGUGAACUUUCUUUCUUCAUUUGAUGUUCUAGUGAAAUAAAGUGGGGGUGGGGAAGCAUGCUGAAACAUCAUGAUUGUCUUUGUUCUUGUUGUAAAGAUGUUAAUUGUAGUAUAUCAGUUUUUGACAACAGGUACAAGUACCUGACAGAUAAAAGAUCUUUACAUUCAAGAUUUACAUUCAGUUCAACAUCCAAGGCGUUGAAGAAAGAUCAUGUAAACAGUUCUGGGGUGGUCUGCCGGGUGUGUUUAGGUUAAUCCUAUUAUCACUUCUUGUUGCGACCCUAUGCUCCUCAAGGAGUAAAAAUGACUAAACUUUUAUCACUUCUUGAGCAUCUAAUCCUGUUCGAAUUACUCUUACCUAAUGUUUUCUGAUGCAAGUAGCCAGGACAAAUGCUGCACGUACCCACACACAUACAACAUUCCUUUACAGACAUGGUGUUUUGGUAAUGGAGAAACAUUGUGACCAUGCUUUUCACUGAGUGCUUCAUAUGCCUUGAAAAAAUGUCCCCUAAAACAUAAAGCAUAUGAUUUGAGGAUGCCUUAGAUAGCUUUAUCCUGUCAUUGCAUCUUCAUGUCAAGUCUUUGGUGAAAAUGUUUUAUUUGUAAAAUUGGGUGUGCUUCAGCGUGGCCUUGAUCCUUGUAUAAUCUUUAUCGCAGAGAAAUCCUGAUACUCUGAAACAUGUACGUGCUUACCCC